Molecule: messenger RNA, 549 nt
Organism: Ectocarpus sp. CCAP 1310/34
Lineage: Eukaryota; Phaeophyceae; Ectocarpales; Ectocarpaceae
Source: the annotation of a GenBank genome assembly
AUGGGCUUCAUGGGUAACAGCAGCGGCGACGAAAACUUGACCACCGAAGACCCGUACGUGCGGCCCUCCCUCGAGAGAGCCAUCGUCGAGCUGUCGGACACCUGCCACCGGCUGCUGUCGUUCAAGGCGAUGUGGGACUGCAUCGCGGACGACGCUUUGGGUCAGCAUGUGUGGCACUACCCGGUCUUCAAGAUGUACCGCGGACUUGGCAACCUCACCCUGCUCGUGUACAUGUGGGGGGUCAACAUAUGGGUAAGCGAGAGAGAGAUACACCAAGAGAGACACACGCAGAGAAAGAGAGAGGGGGACAGAGACAGAAGGAGGGACAGCGAUAGCCCCUGUGACAGAGGCAGAGAAGGGAAGUAGAUGAACUUGUUGUCACACUCCAUUUUUUCGUGAUGGUACGACUUGGAACAGGGCGAGGCAAUCGUGUCUUUUGCGGUCCUGCUUGCACCAUGUGUUCGUGCUCUCCGUGUCGCGUCACGAGCCAAUCUUAAGGGUGAAACACGUCGGGUUAGACACUCUUUGCGAUGUGUACGUGGUCUGCGU